Molecule: messenger RNA, 806 nt
Organism: Trichomycterus rosablanca
Lineage: Eukaryota; Metazoa; Chordata; Actinopteri; Siluriformes; Trichomycteridae
Gene: gsc
Product: goosecoid
Exons: 3
Coding region: 1-726 (241 amino acids)
Biological process (GO): regulation of transcription by RNA polymerase II
Cellular component (GO): nucleus
Molecular function (GO): RNA polymerase II cis-regulatory region sequence-specific DNA binding; DNA-binding transcription factor activity, RNA polymerase II-specific
Source: RefSeq, a predicted model, not a curated record
AUGCCCGCUGGCAUGUUCAGUAUCGACAGUAUCCUGGCAGGCCGAGCUGGCAGAGCUGGCAGAAGUACCAGAGGAGGUUGUAAGGAGUCUCUGCUGAUCGGUGGCGACGACGGGCCGCUGCUGUUCCCCGGUUUAACGGACGCAUUGGGAGCGGCGGCUCCUGAUUAUAGUGGAGUGUAUUCAUCGCGGAUACCCGCCUACAGCUCCUACUGCUACAGCGCCGGCGCACCACCGACCUGCUGCGGAUCCUUACCCAGCCAGUGCCCAUGCAUGCCAACAGUGUUCGACAGUCCGGGUUCGGUGCUGAUGUCCCCGGUUCCUCCUCCUCACAUAUUGUCCUACAUGUCCAUGUCCCCUCUGGCCCCCCUCACCCCCCUGAGCUCGGUGUCCCGGGCGGAGCUUCAGCUCCUCAAUCAGCUGCACUGCAGGAGGAAGCGGCGCCACCGCACCAUCUUCACCGAUGAGCAGCUGGAGGCCCUGGAGGGGCUGUUCCAGGAGACCAAGUACCCAGAUGUGGGCACCAGAGAGCAGCUGGCACGGAAAGUGCACCUGCGCGAGGAGAAAGUAGAGGUUUGGUUCAAAAACAGACGAGCAAAAUGGAGAAGACAGAAACGAUCAUCAUCCGAGGAAUCAGAAAACACGCAGAAAUGGAACAAAUCCGCCAAAGGCGCAACGACGGCGGAGAAAACUGAGGAAAGCAAAAGCGAGCCGGACUCGGACAGCUGAUACACACACACACACACACACACACACAUACACACACACACACACACACACAAACACACACACACACACACACACACACA